AUGGCUGCGACCGCUGCUCUCCAUCACGCCCAUGCAGGUGCUCCCGAAGCACGGGCAUGUUCCCCGCAGUCGGCCAAGCCCUUUGCUUCGGGCGACAUGGCCUGCCCGGAUCCGUCCGUCCACGGCCGGGACAAAAGGCUUCAAGAACAAGCUUCGACCGCUGCGCUCUACGUCACCCAGCCCGAGCGCUCAGCAAACGCAGAGCAGCAGGAUCCACUUGGUCCUGAUGGCAAGCUCUCCUCGGCGAGUGCCGCGACCUCCCUCAAAUACGCUAGAGCACAAGACCUGCCCAGCUUUCCGAUUGUAGGCAUUGACACAGCCAACUCUGCAGGAUCCGCAGCGCUCCUGGCUGCAGGAAACAAGACCAGAAUUGAGUGGUGGAAGCCUGAUGGCACGUCUGACAACGCUGCCAAGGCUGCUCUUUUGGCCAAGGACUACAAGAUGGCGCCGCUCUGGAAACCCGAACUGAGCGCGGCGGGCUCCAAGGCUGCACUGCUUGCCCACAAGGACGGCCCGAAACCCAACCUGUGGGUGCCGGAGGCAAGUGCAGACGGCAACUCAGCUGCAGGCAUUGCCAUGCGCAACAAGACGCUGAGCCCACAGACCGACUAUGGUUAUUCCGAUACUGGCAAGAGGAAUGCGCUCACAGCUGCAACGGGGGCAGUAGCUGCCAGGAACAGGAGAAGGGCAGAGUCGUCACCUGCACCGCUUCCCAACUAUCCCGAUGCAGCCAACUCUGCCCACAACUCUCUAAACGCUGCCACUAUCGCCCAUAGACCGUCAGUCAAGAAGCCUCACGACGCCAGCCACCUCAAUUCGGAAGCCAUGCAGUCUGCACGGAUUACCCACCUCGGUGCCAAUGUCCCAAAGGAAAUGUUCGGCUCGACCCCGCCAGUCUCGAUCGAGGUCGAAGAGCAGCGACGGCAAGCUGCCCUUCGGGCCUCCGCAAUCUCCAUGGCCAAGCAAAUGUACAACACACAGCAACACGCUAUCAACGAGGCAGCCGGCCGCUCCAGCUUUGGUGAGACCGCAGCUCGUGGGGCUAGCGCACGACCAGCGUCAACAGCAAGCACCUCACCCGCAGACCUCAAAACGCAGGCACUACAAUACAUGAAGGUGCAAGAUCAGGCCCAGAAGCUUGCCGCUGAACGACUAGCCAAAAUCGACGCGGACGGCGCAGGUGAUUUCCGCGGUUACUACGGUUACAACACAACCAAGCGCUCGCGGCUUUCGAUACGCCGAGGGAGGCGACGCGCCAACAGUGAUGGGGUCAUGGUUGAUUCCGAUGACGAAGAGCAAUCGCGGCGUAUCAGAAACCAGAUGUCCAUCUUCAACACCAAACUUGCCCAAGUCGACUUGAAAAAGAGGCAGCAGGACCGCGAAAGCCUUCUCGCCGCUGCCGAACGCAAGGUACAGGCUCAGAUGCAUACCAUGGAUGAGAAAGUCUUCAUGGAGACUGGGAAAGUGCCACCGGCGAUUAUGGAGGAGUGGGAGGCCAGAGCCCGCGCUAAAGCGGCUGAGCAGAGCGAAAAGCGCAUGGAGAACCACGGUAAGGUACACGUCGGUGGCGGCAAGUUCCUGGACCAGUCCGAGAUCGAUGCUGUUGCCGCUAGCAAAGUCGCGCCAACCUUGAAUGAGAUUGCAGAGGCAGCCGAGGCGAAGAGAGCUCGGGACGAGGAAAGACGACUUGAUGAGGAGGAGCGGAAGCGCCUGGCCGCCGUCGAAAGGGAGCGGGAGGCUGAACGAAAGGCCGAGGAGAAACGGAUCAAAAGUGAGUUCAAGGCCGAAGAGAAGAGCCGAAAAUCCCAUGAAAAGGCCGCUGUGAAGGCUGAGAAGGAGAUUGAAAAGGCACGACGUGAUGAAGAGAAGAGGCUCAAGCACGACCAGAAACACAAGCCAAAGGCGGAAGAAGAAGAACAUGAGGACCACUUCGAUGCGCCUAUGACCGUUCUGGAGCCUCGACCUGCAACUGCAAGCACACACAAAGACGAGCGCCCUGCACCUUUGGCUACCAUGCCAAGCUACCAGGCAGAGGUCGAGGCGAUAGGCGACGUCGCGUCCUCCGAUGAAGAAGAUACAGGUCCCAGGAAUACGAUUGACCCAGAAGAAACAUCACAUCAAACGCGUCGUGUGGCUACCGCACCGACACCUUCUGCUAAAGCAUCUGAUCCGGGCAGUGAAAACGCUCGGUCAGCGAAAGACGUCUCUUUCUCUGCACCCUCGUCCCCGAUCGACCACUCUGCUUCUUCAAGGGAAGGUGGUAGUCGCGGUCUCAAAUCCUUGUUCAGCCGUCUAAAGCGUCGCUCUCAUCUCGGACGUUCCAAAGAGAAGCCCGAAAAGGACGAGUCCGGAUCUCACUCCAUUGGCGGCGGUUUCAUUGGCGGCGCGGCGCUCCGCUCGCAGAGCUCCCUUGCUGCUCCUCGCCCCCAGCUGCAGCAACGUAGUCAUUCGACAAACUCUCCAGUUCCGGACAGAGUGACGCCUAUGGUCAUGAUCCCACCGGCACGCCGCUUCUCGCCCAGCAUCAGCAGCUUGGAGAGUGGUGAAAUUGCUCGCACCAGCAGUGGAGGUGACCUUGGAAGCAGCUGGAGUAGCCGGGGCCGGCAGCGUAGCGCGGCCACCGGCGUGAGCAGCGUGUCCAAUGGCGAUGAUGAAGAUGAGGAUCAAUUCGUCGAUGCCGGUGAGGCCUUAGAACCACCUCCGCGCUUGACCACGAAAAGGAGCACGGAGAGUCCUCAGCGAGACAGCCGGUUCAUGGAGAGGUUCUGA
Molecule: messenger RNA, 2769 nt
Organism: Diplodia corticola
Lineage: Eukaryota; Fungi; Ascomycota; Dothideomycetes; Botryosphaeriales; Botryosphaeriaceae
Product: eisosome protein 1 protein
Exons: 3
Coding region: 1-2769 (922 amino acids)
Biological process (GO): eisosome assembly
Source: RefSeq, a predicted model, not a curated record